AUGGCACUAGAAGGAACCGACACGGAUCGACUAGAGGUCAUUGAUGCGUAUACCGUGGCACCGUGGCAUGAACGGAUUCAAGCCACGGGUGAAGAGGACCAAGUGGAACCGUCCAAGUCACCGGAUGAAGCGGGGGGCAUUAUCAUUGCCACAUCCUCCUCGCAGAGUGGUGACCAAGUGGGCAUGGGCGGCGUUGUGCGCGACACGGCCAUCAACAGUGUGGACGAGGUCGUCUGGCGGCCGCGACAACAGUCGGGCCAACGCACGAUCAAGCAGAUCGAGCGAAAAAGUUUUCGCACUACGUCCCAGGGCUAA
This is a messenger RNA of Akanthomyces muscarius, 315 nucleotides long. RefSeq lists its product as uncharacterized. The coding region runs from base 1 to 315 and encodes 104 amino acids. Lineage: Eukaryota; Fungi; Ascomycota; Sordariomycetes; Hypocreales; Cordycipitaceae. The record is from RefSeq and is a predicted model, not a curated record. The transcript is spliced from 3 exons.